UUCUGCCCCUCCCCAGCACCCCGUUAUUCCCCGUUAUGCCCCCCCAGCACCCCGUUAUUCCCCGUUCCGCCCCCCAGCACCCCGUUAUUCCCCAUUCUGCCCCUCCCAGCACCCCGUUAUUCCCCGUUCUGCCCUCCCAGCACCCCGUUAUUGCCUCUUCCGCCCCCCCCCAAGCCACCCCCUCCGUGUGCCCCCCUCCUGCCAUCCCCACUUUCCACGCGGGACCCUCCAGAGACCCUCAGUCCCCAUCCCUGUCCCUCUCCCCGAGCCUCUUCUCCCUCUCCCCCCCCCCCCAAAAAAACCAUCCUCACACUCCUCCGGUGCCAGCCCUUCUCCGAUGCGGGGUCCCCUCCUGGCGGGGGCCAUGGGGGGCGCGGGGGGUCCCCUGGCCCGCACCAUCCGCGCCAAGCUGACGGCGGCCCUGCAGCCCACCCACCUGGAGGUGCGGGACGACUCCCCCCGCCACGGGGGCCCCCCCGGAGCCGAGACUCAUUUCGGGGUGCUGGUGGUGAGCGGGCGCUUCGCGGGGCUGCCGCUGCUGCAGCGGCACCGCCUGGUGCACGAGGCGCUGCGGGCCGAGCUGGCCGGGCCCCUGCACGCCCUGCAGGUGGUCGCCCGCACCCCCGAGCAGUGGCAGAGUGACCCCCAAAACCCCCCCGCGCCCCCUUGCCUGGGGGGCUCCAAGCGGGAGAAGCAGAAGGAGGAGGUGGAGAAGCAGUGAUGGCUUUGGGAGACGCCCAGGAACGGCGUGGGGCUGCUGGGACCCCCCCCCUCCACUCAGAAACAGCGUGGGGACCCCCCUCCAGGAACAGCGUGGAGAGCCAGGACCCCCCCCCCAGGAAUAAUGUGGGGUUCCCAGGAACACCUCCAUGGACAGCGUGGGGAUCCCAGGAACAACGUGGGGAUCCCAGGACCCCCCCCCAGGCAUGGUGUGGGGAUCCCGGGACCCCCCCCAUUGACAACGUGGGGAUCCCUGGACCCCCCCCAAGGCAUGGUGUGGGGAUCCCGGGACCCCCCCCAUUGACAGCGUGGGGAUCCCAAGAACAACAUGGGGAUCCUGGGACCCCCCCCAGGAACAACGUGGGGAUCCCAGGACCCCCCCCCAGGCAUGGUGUGGGGAUCCCAAGAACCCCCCAUGGACAGCGUGGGGAUCCCAGGACCCCCCCCAGGAACAACGUGGGGAUUCCAGGACCCCCCCAGGAAUAACGUGGGGAUCUCAGGACCCCCCCAGGAGCAACGUGGGGAUCCCGGGACCCCCCCCUAUUGACAGCGUGGGGAUCCCAGGACCCCCCCCCCCAGGCACAGUGUGGGGUUCCUGAGAUCCCCCCAGGAACAGCAUGGGGAGCCAGGACCCCCCCAGGAACAAUGUGGGGCUCCCAGGACCCCCCCCCCAGGAACAACACGGAGCUGCCAGGACCCCACAAGGGACAGUGUGGGGUUCCUGGGACCCCCCCCCAGGCACAAUGUGGGGUUCCUGGGACCCCCACCCCAGUGUCAGCGUUGGGAGGGGUCAAAAAUAAUGGGGGUGACCCCCCCACACACCCCAUAGCACCCCCACCCUGCAGGGGAUUUUUUUGGGGUGUCCCUCCCAUUGAAUCAGUUUAAAUAAAUGUGUUCUGUGGGCA
Vidua chalybeata is the source of this 1625-nucleotide messenger RNA. RefSeq names its product bolA family member 1 (gene BOLA1). Lineage: Eukaryota; Metazoa; Chordata; Aves; Passeriformes; Viduidae. The transcript has 2 exons. The coding region runs from base 338 to 721 and encodes 127 amino acids. Gene Ontology annotation, cellular component: mitochondrion. The record is from RefSeq and is a predicted model, not a curated record.